GGUUUUAGGAUGCAAUAAAUGUUUCUAGGGUGUUAAGAUACUCCUUCCCUCUCUCUUAGAGGGGGCUGCCGUACAAAUGAAACACAAAAUUUUGCAUUACCCAAGAAUUAAUCAAGCAAAUUAAACCAAAUUAGGCAUAUGGAAACUUUAGGGUGCAAUGAAUGUUUCUAUGGUGGUUAGAUACCCCUCCCCCCUCUCUUAGGGGUGGCUGCCAUACAAAUAAAACACAAAUUUCUGCAUUACUCGAGAAUUAAUCAAGUAAAUGGGCGGGACGAAGUUUGCCGGGUUAGCUAGUAUCUAUAUAAAUAAAAAUGAUUUGGUGUCCGUUCCUCACGAUUUUACUGAAGAACGAAAUAAUACUACAAGAGGGUAGUAAACAAGUACUCCGUUUACCUGCUCAGUAAAUCACUGUGUAUCAUCAGCAGGCAGCGAUCAUGCAAGAAAGGGGCAAUGUUCGCGAUCGCAGAGAUCCUAAUCAUCGUUCAGGCAGCCACCGAUUGUUCCUCUUAAGAGCAGCUUCUGCGGAGAGAGGGACUGAUAACAACGAAUGCAAUCAACCGGUUCCUACUACCCCCGAUCCAGGUAGUGGCCACUUGGCCUGGUUAUGAUUGCGGAACGAUGACGACGACUCCGACGAGGUGCCGAGAGGUGCGAACUGAGUCAGCCGUGUGUGACAUCGUGAGGAAUCAGCAGAAAAUGCAUAGCGUGCGCGCGCGCUCAUUUUCCACAGACAACCGUCAGCCGGUCCAGUCGGUCGACCAGACCAUACCAGACCAGACGGCCGUUCUCCGUGUUUGUUGUGUGCGCUGGUUGUUGGCUGGGCAGCACGAGAGACCCACCACCGUUCAGUCGAGACAGAGCUUUUGUGUGGAUAACAUCGCGCGCGAAAAAGUCGUACACACGCGGCGGGUCUUGCGCUUUCUGUUUGCAUAUCGGGAAAGAGCAGCAUACACGCAAACACACCGGAAUCGGUCGGCCAGUAGCGAACCGCGCCGGAAAUUGCGAUUUAUGGGAGAAGUCGGGAGUGUAUUCGAACGGGAACAUCAGGAUUUUGGUGACUCAUCGAUAUCUUGACGACGACGACGACGACGUCGGCCGAUUAGCCCUGGGAGAUUGCCGACAUCAUUGCACAAAAUGGCUCUGCUCCGGUGGAGAUCCUCUCGAAGAAUGAAGCGAAUGUUGCUGAUAUUGCUGAGUGGGGUCCUGACGUUGCUAACAACAGCCAAGGCUAAGCCGGCAGCCUUCAGCCUCCAGCUGUCCCAGAUACCUGGCUUCACCCAGCUGGUGGAGCGGAAGCUACUGGAAGCCAUGAAGAGUUACAGUGAACGACGCCUGGAUGCGGAAUCGCUGCGGAUGAUCUAUUACCACGACCAGACGGUGGCAGUCGUCGAGCUGGGACCACAGAAGAGACUGAUCGGAUGCGAAUUGAUUGAGGUUUAUAACGACGCCGAGGGUCACAAGCUGCUCAACAACCUAACCUCGAUAAACCGCCCGCUGGGGAUCUCCUUCCGGGACAUGAUCAAACUGAUGGAGCAGUGCGAGCAAAUCGAUCGCAUCAACGCGAAGAACAAUUUCCGCCCAACACGUUUGCCACCUAACACCACUCCCGCCUCGAACUCCGUAGGCUACCGAAUCGACGACGGCAAUGAUGAAGGCGGCGGCGGCGAAAGUGAUUCGACGACGGCAGCGUCGAUUGGCAUUUUUAAGCUCCUGGCGCACCGCACGAAGGACCAGAACGCAAACCGGUGGGGAAUUCUUCCAUUUACGCUGUUCAGUGGAAUCAUUCCCGGUACGAAGUGGUGCGGAACGGGAGACAUCGCGGACAGCUAUCACGAUCUGGGCGAGGACGCGACGAUGGAUCGAUGCUGCCGAACGCACGACCUGUGCCCGUUGAAGGUCAGAGCGUACCAGAAGCGGUACAACUUGAGCAACAACUCGAUUUACACCAAGUCUCAUUGCAAGUGUGAUGACAUGCUGUACGAGUGCCUGAAGAAGACCAACACCUCGGCGGCUCAAGUAAUGGGUUCAAUCUACUUCAAUUUGGUACAAGUACCAUGUGUCGAGGAUACUCCAACAGGGAUGGCAUUCCGUAAGGCCCGUGAAGGUUUCUAGGAAAGUUCAAAGAUUACUGUAGUAUUAUUUACUCUCGAAUGUCGCCAUGAUUCGAUCAGUAGUAACUGAAACUGAGAAGAAAUCUCCGUCCGUUUGUGAUGUUUGUGAUUAAUAUUAUAUUUGGCUAUUACUAGAAUAUUAAUUGAAAUACGUAAUUCUCAUAACCUGAAUUAAGUUGAAAACACAUGUGAGAUUUUGAAUGAAAUCGAAUCGAAUCGAAUUACUUUAAUUGGGACCAUUGAUAACCUAAGCUGUAUCAAAAUAAUCAUAAGCCAGUUUUUCUUCUGAUUCAGUUAAUUAGUCAGUAACAAACAUAAUUUAGAAACUGGACUCCACAAAAAAAAUUGACGAACUUCGAGAAAUGUCAAAAUAAUUUAACAAUUUAACAACAAAAAGGCUUAUGUUCGUAGAAUACACCUCAAGUAUUUAUUUAGUGAUUAAGAAAUACAAAUAUAAUUGUUAGAAUUAUCAAAAAGGUUGUUCAAAGAUUGAUAGAAAAAUUAUGAUUAUCUUCGAAGCUAUAGUAAUAUUAUUUAUUGUUACACCGUU
Toxorhynchites rutilus septentrionalis is the source of this 2661-nucleotide messenger RNA. RefSeq lists its product as uncharacterized. Gene Ontology annotation, biological process: phospholipid metabolic process; arachidonate secretion. The transcript is spliced from 6 exons. Bases 1135 to 2112 code for a protein of 325 amino acids. NCBI's taxonomy places the organism in Eukaryota, Metazoa, Arthropoda, Insecta, Diptera, Culicidae. The record is from RefSeq and is a predicted model, not a curated record.